AUGCUUUGUCUACUAGGAGCGCCACCGUGCAAACAACCUGCUGAAGGGAUAGACAAUAAAUUUAUGAUUAAAUUUUGCGUAAAAACUAUUUGAAUAAUUCGAAAUAAACGGUGAAAGUUUUAUUUGAUGCAAGUCGGGAGCCGACUACCCUGCCAUCAUGUUUGCAAAGAAGAAGAAAAAGCCACAAAUUUCAACGCCAACAAAUUUUGAACACAGAGUUCACACAGGUUUUGACAAACGUGAGGGUAAAUUUGUUGGCUUACCAUUACAAUGGGCUUCGAUUGUUGGCAACAAUCCGACUAAUCGACCUUUACCGCUGGUUGAUCCGAGUGAAAUAACACCCACCGAAAUUUUAGACUUGAAAACAAUUGUCAGAGGUCAUAAUGAUCCUAGGGUCAGAAUACCAGGUGACAAAACCACCGAAAAUGGCUUGCCGAAAACAAGCAAUGUUGCAAGAUCUAAUUCUUUGAGGUCAUCGAGCCCUCCGAGGCUCAGGAGAGAUUACAGAAACAAUACGAAUCUUCCACCAUCUGUCCCUGAGGGGCAGGAAAUGACGACAAAUACUGUUCAACCUCAAACUUAUUCAAAUUUUGGAAAACCACACUCUUAUACAGACGGCUACAGACAAAGUUCAUCAAACUUGCCUUCUAAUUUACAAAAUUUAAAUCCUAACGUACAAAAUAUGAAUUCAAAUUCACAGAACGUAAAUCCAAAUCUACCAAAUUUCGUUCCGAAUGUUCAAAACAUGAAUCCAAAUAUGCAGUCUUCGCCCAAUUUGACUCAUUUGAACUCGAAUAGUCAGAACCUAAUGCUCAAUUUCCAAAACUUGAGCCCCAUUUCAAAUUUACAAGGUGUUGGCAAUAAUCCAAACUUACCAACUUCAAAUCCAAAUACUCCUCAGCCUUCAGAACAUGAUUUCCAAAGACUUAAUCAACCGUCUAACAGCAGUCAAUCAAUGGGUCAAUACAACGGGAGCAUUCAGGUUGCAAGCGUUGACUCUCCUGCAUCCAGAGAUCAUACCAUGUCUCACGGACUUAUGGUUCAAAAAAUUCAACCAAAGAUAUCCCCCGUUGGCUCCAUAGCUUCGCAGAGAUCUUUGAGUCAGCUGAGCUCUCAUAAUCUCACUAAACAUUCUCAAGCUUACGGGGUUCCUGAGAAUUCUCAGAAUAUACACACACACUUCCAGAAGCCAAUUGAGUCCUCCCAGUCCAUGCAUAAUUUAUCAAAAUCUGGAACAACGUCUGCCACUCCUGUCACAACUUCAACCCCUGAUCAGAAUCAAAACUUGAAGAGUUCCGUGUCGUCAGGAAAUUUGGCCACUGGAUCAGCUAGUAAUGCAAACAAGCAAAGUGCUGAGCAUAGAUUAACGCAUGAACAGUUUAGAGCUGCCUUACAGAUGGUAGUCAGCCGAGGAGACCCGAGAGAAAAUCUGGAAAACUUCUUGAAAAUAGGAGAGGGAAGUACCGGCACAGUUUGUAUAGCUACAGACAAAAGUACUAACCGUCAAGUGGCGGUGAAAAAAAUGGAUUUGCGGAAACAACAAAGGAGAGAACUCUUGUUCAAUGAAGUUGUGAUAAUGCGCGAUUAUCACCAUCCAAAUAUCGUUGAAAUGUAUGAUAGCUUUUUGGUCAAUGAUGAAUUGUGGGUUGUAAUGGAAUAUCUUGAAGGUGGCGCGCUCACAGAUAUAGUAACGCACUCAAGGAUGGAUGAAAGUCAAAUAGCCACUGUUUGUUCCCAGUGUCUAAAACCUUUGGCAUAUUUACAUUCUCAGGGAGUUAUUCAUAGAGAUAUUAAAUCUGAUUCCAUCUUACUUGCCGCGGAUGGUAGAGUAAAAUUGUCAGACUUUGGGUUUUGUGCCCAAGUCUCCCAAGAACUACCAAAAAGAAAGUCCUUGGUCGGCACUCCUUACUGGAUGAGUCCUGAAGUAAUAUCGAGGUUACCGUAUGGUCCGGAAGUUGACAUCUGGUCGCUGGGUAUCAUGAUCAUAGAGAUGGUGGAUGGAGAGCCGCCAUUCUUUAAUGAGCCACCUUUGCAAGCGAUGCGAAGAAUAAGAGACAUGCCACCUCCUAAGUUAAAAAAUUCCCACAAGGUAAGCCCUCGACUCCAAGGUUUCCUUGAAAGAAUGUUGGUACGUGAUCCUGCCCAACGAGCUACGGCUGCUGAGUUACUUCAACAUCCAUUUUUGAGGCAGGCUCAAAGCCCCAGCAUUCUGAUACCACUGAUGCGUGGUGCAAGGCAUACAACCUGUUGAAAUAUCCUGUAGAGGUAUCCACACAAUCUACGAGUUAAAAAUUUUUCAUUUCAAAAGCAAAAGUAAUAUUUUACAGAUGUUGGAAAUUGAACAGAAAUCGAAUUAACACAAGUAGAUACCUCAAUAAGAAUGGAAAGAUCAUUUUUGUACAAUAUUUUCUGACAAUGCUGAACAAUUUCAGUUUCAUUAUGUAUGUAAUAAGACCAAUGUCAAGCUACACGUUAUAACGAUGUUGAAAUGCUUGACUCUUGCUUGUAAUUUCUAUUUAGCACCUGAUAUUAGAAUUGAAAUGUUUCGAAUAUUCCAAAUAAGGCAUGAAUAUUAGAUAAAUCUUAUUACAACAUAAAAUUAUUCUGCUGUAACUAUGGCUGCUAUCUCUCAUGUGAUACAUUUUUCAACUUCAUAUAACUGACCGUCCUCAUUUUUUUCUCUUCUUACAUUCUCAUGUAUAAUAAAUUUGCUAAGAGGCAGCUAAAAUUAAAUUAUAAUAGUGAUCGUGAUAGAUAUAGUAACAACAGUGUAACCUUACAACCAUCACAAAAAAAAGUUCGAGUGUCAUUUUUAUUCGCAAACACUUCAAUUUGCACAGAUAUUGAAGCAUGUGCUUAGGUAAAUAAAAAUCUUUCAGUCCGUGUUAUUUAUGUUAUUGUGGGACACAGCAAGCCCAUUUUAAAUAACAACUUAUAUUGUCAGUAACUGGCAGCUUUAAAAAACGAAAAUAUUUUAUACACGAUACUAUAAUAAUAAAAGCCUUAUAUUCGUUGCAUGUAGAAAAAAUAGAAACCAACAUACCAUUUGUAAGUGCCUCAUAAGUAUGAAUAAUGUUGAUUCAAAAGUAAAUUGUAAAUAUUUAAUUUAAAAUAUUGUGCGUUAUAACAAAAUAUGCAUCAUCAAAAUGCAUGGAAAAAAAGGUAAUUAAAUAGAUAAUAAAUGUUAAACUCCAUGAUAACUAUAAAUGUAACUAUAACUUAUAAUUACUGUUAAACUUACACCAGAUUAUUACAAAUUUGAAAAAAGACUGUUGGGACACCCUGUUGAAGGUGGUUGCAUAUAUCUCUUAUAUUAAAAAAAUCUGGUUCGUAUACCGAUAUAAUCGAAGCUAGAGUCCUGCAAUAAAUUGAAGAAUCUGCAGAAAAACACAUUCUCACAUAUAUGUUACGCUCCAGCACUUUUUAAAAAUUAUUAAAUUUAAUAUCUUAGAUGAAUGCUAAUAUUAAGAAAAAAAAUUACAUUCCACUUAUGGAAAUUGAUGCUUGGGAGAAAAUUAACACGUUUUAGAAUCACCGAACAUUGAAUAUCUAAAUAAGUAAUUGAUUUGUCAGUGUUAGAGUUUGUCAGGGUAGGCUGAAAAAUAAUGCUUAGUAUAUAACUGAUUGUAUUUUUCAAUGCAUUCCAAAAAAACUGAGAUUCUAACAAAGGAUGAGAUUUUUCUAUAAAGCCUUGGAAGUAUUAAAAUUUAAUUGUCACCUACUAAUCACCUGUUCACUUUGCAUGCACAGUUUUGUAGGAAAGUUUUUAUGCAAAUUGACGUAACAUGAAGUAUGAUAAGGUCCGCAUCCUAUAAUAAUUGACGUAAUCAAAUAAUUAUUGAAGUUUAAAAAGUGCCUUAUAUUAUAGGGAUUUCAAAUACAGGCAAACCGUAUGAAAGUAUUAUAGCAUAUUAAGGGCCAAUUACUUAUUGAAAUUGUUGAAUUGUAGAAAUAUAUUAUUUCCCUUAUAAUAAUUGAACGUUUUUAUUAUUCCUUCUUUUCUAACCUCAACUCUGAGCACUGUAGUUGAUUAAAUUAAUAAUAUCUACUGUAUGAUCUAGAACACAAUAAAAUAUGAUAUAUACAUAUACAUAUAUACACACAUAUAUAU
Neodiprion fabricii is the source of this 4111-nucleotide messenger RNA. It is a transcript of the gene mbt, whose product is annotated as serine/threonine-protein kinase PAK mbt. Bases 158 to 2251 code for a protein of 697 amino acids. NCBI's taxonomy places the organism in Eukaryota, Metazoa, Arthropoda, Insecta, Hymenoptera, Diprionidae. Gene Ontology annotation, biological process: intracellular signal transduction; protein phosphorylation; regulation of MAPK cascade. The record is from RefSeq and is a predicted model, not a curated record. Gene Ontology annotation, molecular function: protein serine/threonine kinase activity; ATP binding. The transcript has 5 exons. Gene Ontology annotation, cellular component: cytoplasm.